Molecule: messenger RNA, 915 nt
Organism: Salvia hispanica
Lineage: Eukaryota; Viridiplantae; Streptophyta; Magnoliopsida; Lamiales; Lamiaceae
Product: protein SMAX1-LIKE 4-like
Source: RefSeq, a predicted model, not a curated record
AAAAAACUCUUUUUUUCUGAUUCUUCUUCUUUCUCGUUCAUCUUUGACCGAAGAACCCUAGUAGAUCUGGGAGAAACGGGCUCCGGGAAGACGACGCGGAUACCGCAAUUUCUUAACGAGGCGGGACACACGCAUGAAGAAUGAUCGGAUGCACGCAGUUGCGGCGAUUGGCGGCCAUGAGCGUCGCCGCUCGAGUUGCUCGAGAGAAGGGGGUGAAGCUAGGGCACGAAGUCGGCUACUCGAUUCGAUUCGAAGACCGCACAUUACUUGGUUGAAGCUUGGUGAAGGUUUGGCUUCUGGCGAUGGCGAGUUAUCAGACUUAUGUCAAGUGCCAGAUGAAGCAGCCGCAGCUGGACGCGCUCCGUCCCCUCUGGCGGGCUCGGGCUUAUGUUUUUGAGUUAGGAAAAAUUGAUUGGAUUGGAAAUGUAUAUAAUGUGCAGUGGAGUGGGGGUGAUUCGAGGGUUGCAUUCUCGGAGAAUUCGUCACCGGUUUGGGAGAGGAAAGUGAUGUUAAUGAAGGAGGAAGGUGGAGAGGAUGUUCUGACGUGUUGUCAGGAAUGCAGAUUGGAGUAUGAGAAGCAGGCAAUUCAUCAGAUAUCGUUUUUGGAUACAGAGCAUUUGCCUUCUUGGCUCAAGCCACAUGCUAAUAAGGAGGAUUUGGAUCAGUUGAGGAGGAAGUACAAUAGGCAGCGCCAGAAUCUGCAUCACAACCAUCUUGUGGGAAGGAAUAGCCAUCACUAGCCAUUACUUGGUUGUUGUUGUUACUACUGCUCCUCAAAUUCAUGCAACACAGGAGAUUGAGGCGGCAAAGACGAUUGUUAGAGAAAAGAUUAGAAAUUUAAGAGCAAAAGAUUAGAGAGAGGCUCCGGAUGUUAUUUUUAUUUCAUUUUGUGUUUUAAUAUAUUUGCGUUGUAUU